AAUCAAGUCACACCACAUUGGUUGUGGUUUGUGACUCCAUGUGAAUGUCAAACAUGGAGCGCUUCGUUUGAAAAAGCGUUGUUUUUGGAAAUUACUCCAGAACGACUCCGAACGAUUGGCUCCGGAGCGAAACGAAAAUGCCUAUUGAGGUCAUUCAAAUUGAAAAAUGUUUUUGACUUUUGUUUGACAAAAACAUUCCAUUCCAUCAAUCCUCAAUCUAGUAACUAUCAAAAUAUAUUACAUUUUUACAAUUUUUACCUAUAUUUUACAGAAAAGUUGCAGAAUAAUCCUAUGAGCAAAAUGGGAGAUGAAGAUCAAGCACAGCGUCGCCGUGGAAGAGGUCGUUCGCCUUCAAGAACUGCUGAAAACAUCAAGGUUUUUCUACGGGUUCGUCCUUUCAAUGAACGUGAAGUUAAGGAGGGCGCUAAGCCUACAUUCGUAUGUGAUUACAGAGAAAAUGUAGUAAUGCUCACAAAACCACCAGAGAAAAGAGCUGGUAAUGAUACUGAUAGAAGUCUCUUCACUCUUGAUCAUAUAUUUCCCCCAAAUUCAACCCAGUUGGAUGUGUAUCGCCUAGCAGCUGCUCCGUUGGUUGAGCAAAUAUUUGAAGGCUACAAUGCUACUAUCUUUGCCUAUGGACAAACUGGAACUGGAAAAACCUUUACAAUGACAGGAAACGAUAAAGAUCCAGAAUUAAAAGGAAUCAUUCCCAAUACGUUCAUUCACAUUUUUCAAAAAAUUGCAAAUUCUACUGAAGAUCGGUCUUUUGUUGUUAAAGUUAUGUAUUUGGAAAUAUACAAUGAAGAAGUUCGUGAUCUUUUAGGUAAAGAUCCCAAUAAGCAAUUACAAAUAAGAGAAAGGCAAGACAUAGGUAUAUAUGUCAAAGAUUUAACUGGAUAUACAGUAGAAGAUGGGGAAACCAUGCAUCAGCUUAUGGAACGUGGAAAUAAAAAUAGAAUAACAAGAGCUACAAACAUGAAUGAUUACAGUUCCCGAUCACAUGCUGUGUUCACAAUCGUAGUGGAAACCAGGCAUAAAGAAAGAAACCAGACUACAACUGGCAAGCUAAAUUUAGUAGAUCUAGCUGGUUCAGAAAGGGUGGCGAAAACAGGCGUAAUUGGAAUUGGUCUAAGAGAAUCAGGAAAUAUUAACCAAUCUCUUUUAACCCUUGGAAAUGUGAUUCAAGCAUUAGUUGAAAACUCAAAUUUUAUUCCAUAUAGAAACUCAAAGUUAACUCGUCUUUUGACAGAUUCCAUUGGUGGCAACUCAAAAACAACGAUGAUAGCUAUGGUUGGCCCAGCUGAAUCUAACUUUGAAGAAACCAUUAGCACUCUUCGUUAUGCUCAUAAAGCUAAACAUGUACGAAACUCAGCUAAGGUGAAUAUGCAGCAAGGAGGAGGUAUGAUUCAGCAGUUCGAAAAUGAGAUCGCAGAGUUGCAACAGAAGUUAGCCUUGUUGACGACUGCUUCUGAAGCAAAGCAAAAGAAAAAAGUUAAAACCGAUGCUGAUUUGGAAAAAAUGAGAAAAGCUGAAACUGAAUUGAAGAAAAUUGAUGAUGAAAAACAACACUUGGAAGAACGAAUGUCGAUGAUUCAAAAGAAAAUCAUAUGUGGAGGUGAAAAUCUUCUAGAAAAAGCACAAGAACAAGAACUGCUUAUUACUCACUCUGUUAAAGAAAUAAUAAACUUGGAGAGAAAUCAUCAAGUGCUUGAAGAACAGUAUAAUAGAAUGACUGAGAAAAAGACUGAUAUAGAAGGAAAAUACUCCUCACUGCAAGAAGAAGAUACUGAUCUUACACGAAAAAUUGUCACGGUGCAGCAAAGGAUAAAAGAAGCAAAAGAUGAACAUGCUGAGAGGGAGAAUGAAUAUCAAAGAGAAAUGGAAGCUCUUAAUGACAAUAAUCGUCUAUUGGUCAGAGAAAUGCAACUAUCCAGUCUUAUGAUUGAUCAUUAUAUCCCUCCAGAAUAUAAGCAAAUGAUUCAAAAUCACUGCACAUUCAACAAUGAUACCCAGGAAUACCAGCUUCAAGGAGUCGCAUACACAGGGAACAAUAUGAGAAAACAACAAGCAGUCACAGAAGAAAAUCCACGGAUUACAUUCGACAUGAAACAAGUUUACCAUAAAUACCCAGAGAAAAAAAAGGUAACAAAUAAGCGAUCUUUAUUAAAAACUUAUUCUGCUGUACCAAAACCAACCCGAUAAUAUUCCAAAAAUCAAGUGAUAGAGAUUAUAUUUUACAAUUUAGCUUGGCAAAUUAGUGAUGUAUUUUUUUUAUACAAUCAUUUUUUUGCAAAUUCUAGUCUCAUUAUUUUUAAGUCUUUAGUUUAAAAAUUAUUCAAAUACAUUUGAAUAUUCAAGUGAUUAAAAACUAGUCUAGUUAUUAGGUUUUAAAAAAAAAUGUCCUGAUGUAACGAUUCUAGUCUUUUUAUUAAUGGGCAUGAGUUGAGAGCAGAGAAAGCCAUUCUUCUCUGUAUUAUGUAUUUUAGUUUUAUGAAUUUAUUCUUAGUAUACUCACUCAUAUUUUUGUUAUAUGAAAGCGCACCACCACUGGUAUACAUGUAGGUAGUUAAUUAAGAUAUCUUUUUAUAUACUAUUUAUUUUCAUGAACACAAAUAUUUUAUUGUCCUAUGGUUCCAUAUCUUUCUGUGGUAACGUGUUAUUAAUUUGUAUGCACUUUUUUUGCAGGAUUUAGACUCCGAUGAAGAACUGUUCUAGUCAAUCAUUAUACCAUUAUUUAUUUAUUUUUUUGAAUUUUUAUAGCGAGAUUAAUUUUUUUAAUGCUCUUAAAAAAAUUGUUAGUGUUAUUGAAAAUGAACUUGUAUUAUUUAUUGGCAGAUAACUUGAUAAAUAAAAUUUGCUUGAGCAUUAAAUA
Molecule: messenger RNA, 2872 nt
Organism: Ceutorhynchus assimilis (cabbage seed weevil)
Lineage: Eukaryota; Metazoa; Arthropoda; Insecta; Coleoptera; Curculionidae
Source: the annotation of a GenBank genome assembly